AUGGGUGUGUUGAGAGCUUUUUUCCCGCAUGUGGUCAGCAGGGAACAACAGGGCUGGCUGGGGGAUCCUUUUGCUCCGGGUUACCCCUUUCGCUUACUAGUAGUCCGUACUUCGCCAUACGAGAGGGGUCUGACAUUCCUCCUUUCAAAGCCCGAAGGAAGUAGACUCUCAAGCGGUGGCUUCAAUGAACUUCGUCCUGACUUCCCAUUUCCUCUUUUCUUGACAUCAUAUGAAGUCUUAGACUGCAUGAUCUCCAUCAUUGCAUACGGGCGUCUGCUCUUCUGGCCCGUUUCUGAAUUUAACUGCAGGGUUGAGCUUGGAGCCUGGAGUAUGCUCGCCGCAUUUCUACCAAGUACCGGCAGGGCCUGGUCAGCCUCGCAGCGAGUGGGAGCGAUACGAGCCUCCAGACGCGAGCGCCACCAUAAGCACGAUUAUCGAAGCCAGGUCCAGACACCGCAUUCCUUUUGCCACGAUCUCGAUGUCUUUUUACGCCUCUCAGUACCAAGCGCGUGGAAUUGGGAAAGUGGCGGAAACGACUGA
This is a messenger RNA of Histoplasma capsulatum G186AR, 540 nucleotides long. RefSeq lists its product as uncharacterized. The record is from RefSeq and is a predicted model, not a curated record. Lineage: Eukaryota; Fungi; Ascomycota; Eurotiomycetes; Onygenales; Ajellomycetaceae. The transcript has a single exon. The coding region runs from base 1 to 540 and encodes 179 amino acids.